AUCUUUUUAAAUUUACAUUUUUGUUGUAGCUUACCGUCUUAAUACACGAGAAUAAGUGAUUUAGUUUGAAUAAGAAUUUCGAAGUGGUGAUACUUUUAUUGUAAAACCAAUUUUAUUUUAUAACAAUCAAAAUGUCGGUCGUCGAGGACAUCCAGCCAUACCAACUGAGUGCUACGAGACUGGUCUUCUACCCCCUCGUCCUGGUCGCCACUGGCCUGUGGCUCUUCUACCGAUGGCAGCAACAGUCCAAGUUAUAUAAAUUAGGGAACAAAAUUCCCGGACCUCUCGCUCUGCCUAUUCUUGGCAACGCUCUGUUGGUUUGGGGGAAAUCGCCUGAACAGCUAAUCAGGGUCGCCAUAGAAUACUCAAACUAUUACGGCAAUGUGGUCCGAGCCUGGUUGGGAUCUAAGCUCCUCAUUUUCUUGACGGAUCCCAAUGACGUGGAAGUCAUUCUCAACAGUCAAGUUCAUAUUGACAAGGCUACGGAAUACAGAUUCUUCAAGCCCUGGCUUGGUGAAGGGCUACUUAUCAGCUCAGGUGAAAAAUGGCGUUCUCAUCGGAAAAUGAUUGCUCCCACAUUCCAUAUAAACAUCCUCAAAUCAUUCGUGAACGUGUUUAAUCAAAACAGCAGAAGUGUCGUCGACAAAAUGAAGGGGGAAAUGGGAAAAGUCUUCGAUGUUCACGACUACAUGAGCGGAGUCACUGUUGAUAUACUUUUAGAAACAGCGAUGGGCAUCACAAAGGAAACUCAAGACGAGUCUGGAUUUGAUUACGCUAUGGCUGUGAUGAAGAUGUGCGACAUUAUUCAUCAAAGACACUACAAAUUCUGGUUGCGUUUUGAUGCUAUUUUCAAAUUCACCUCAUUCUUUAAAAAGCAGAAGAAACUAUUGGAUAUUAUUCACGGUUUAACAAGCAAGGUUAUUAAAAAUAAAAAGGAGAAAUAUAUACAAAACAAAGCCCAAGGAAUCAUUCCACCGACAAUUGAAGAAUUAUCCAAAGAGAAUGAUGAUGACACUGGUCUAGCAAAUAAUGCGAAGACAUUGGCCGACACUGUGUUCAAGGGUUACCGUGAUGAUUUAGAUUUCAAUGAUGAAAAUGAUGUCGGUGUAAAGAAACGUUUAGCUUUCUUGGAUCUCAUGUUAGAAUCAGCUCAAAACGGAACAAACCAGAUAACGGACCAUGAAAUCAAAGAAGAAGUAGAUACUAUUAUGUUUGAGGGUCAUGACACUACUGCAGCUGGAUCAAGUUUUGUCCUUUGUCUACUCGGUAUUCAUCAAGAAAUUCAGACGAAAGUGUACGAUGAAAUCUACUCAAUUUUCGGAGACUCCGACCGUCCCGCUACCUUCGAAGACACCCUUCAAAUGAAGUAUUUGGAGCGAGUGAUUUUCGAGUCACUGAGGAUGUACCCACCAGUUCCGCUGAUCGCUAGAAAAUUAAACCACGACGUUAAGAUUCCAACCAACGGCUACGUGCUCCCAGCUGGCGCCACUGUUGUCAUCGGCACGUACAAGAUUCACAGGAACCCUAAAUAUUACGCGAACCCCACAGUGUUUGAUCCUGAUAACUUCCUGCCAGAGAAUACUCAAAACAGACAUUACUACAGCUACAUUCCGUUCAGCGCUGGACCCAGGAGUUGCGUAGGUCGCAAGUACGCCAUCUUGAAAUUGAAGAUCCUAUUGUCAACGGUAUUGCGGAACUACAAAAUGGUGUCAAACAUCACUGAAGACCAAUUCGUCCUCCAAGCGGACAUCAUUUUGAAAAGAACUGACGGUUUCAGAGUUCAAAUCGAGCCGAGACAGAAAGUUCCAUCCUCGGCUUAAACUAAAACUUCCAAAGACUAGUUUCAACGAUUCAAGCGGUAUUUUGUAACGAUAUUCUUAUAACUCAAAGAUGUGAGUUUCGAAUUCGUCUCUAUAUAUCUCUCUAUAGUAGUAUAUAUAUAUAAUAUCGUAUUAGGCAGGUAUCGUAUUUAACUAUAGCAUAUAUCUAUAAAAUAUCGUAUUAUACAGGGAGAUAUAUAGACGAAUUCGAGAUUCACACUGUCAAGUUAUAAAUGUAUUGUUACAUAAUUGCACUACAGAUUCUCCAAGCAUAUGAAAUGUAUAAAAGACGAGUAGAUAUUAAUGCUAUAUUUCUAUAUUCAAUUCAGAAUAUAUGCCAUUGUGUGAAUUGGAUAUAAUAUUUUGUGGAAGUAAGAAUGAUUUUGUUAUUUAAAUAUUUAUUAUUUGGUAUGUUAUUUAUAUGUAUUAUAUAUAGUAAAGUGUAUGUAUACCUAAUUCGGUACUGGGAGAUUUUUUGCCCUAUUAUACCUAUAUAUCAUGUUAUAAUCGCAAAUGUUCACAAAAUAAUUUAUAAUUAAUUUUAACUCAUUUUAUAUAGCAUACGGUAAAUAAUAAGCUUAAUAUAGGGAUACAAUGUACGAGUACAUCAAAAUCAUCAUAUUUUAUCAUACUCAAAUAUGUUAAAAAUAUAAUAAUAUUAUUAUUCUUGUUAAUAAUAUAGGUAGUUUUUAUACAAAUAUGUAUUAUCUAUGAUUAUAUAACUGACGUACUUAAUUAUUUUUCAUAAAAGAUAUUAUAUUAUAUUGUCUCUAUCAGAUAUUAUAUCUUAAUGUGUAUCAAGAUACUUAUUUAUAUUAUAUUAUAGAAGUGAAACAUUUGUGGUUUAUAUAAGGUUUAUUAUUUGUAAAAAACAUAAAAUACUUAUAUACCAACCUAUUUAAGCUAUGAACCUAUUUAUAAUAAUUGAUAAUUAAUUAAUUUGUCACCAAAGGUGUUGUUUUAAUAAAAUAAUUCUUUAUAACAUGAAAUUCUUUUUAUUUAUCUUGAAAAUUACAUUAUACAAUUAACAUAAGCAAUUGUUUUUACAUGCCUUUAAUAUAAAAUUGAUUUAUUUUUAUGUAAAAUUAGGCUAUAAUUAUAGCCUACUCAUGAAAUAUAGCAAUAUGUAUAUGAGUACUAUGUAUUUUAAUUGCUAUAUUAUUUACUAGCCGACGCCCGCGACUUGUCCGCGUGAAACUCGACUACCCAUAGCCUACCCCUACCCCUACCCUACUCCUACCUACCCCUACCCUACUUUUCUGGUUGAUUUUUUACACCUUGUGUCCGAAAAACCCAAAUAUCUUACGGAACCCUCUUUUUUUCAAAAUAAAAUGUAGCCUAUGUUACUUGUGGAUAAUGUAGCUUUCGAAUGGUGAAAGAAUUUUUAAAAUCGGUCCAGUAGUUGUUGAGCCUAUUCAUUACAAUCAAACAAACAAACAAACAAACAAGCAUACAAACAAAGUUUUCCUCUUUAUAAUAUUAGUAUAGAUGAUAUACAUUGCUAUUAUCUGCGAAUAUUCGACCAUUUUAUGUGACAACGUCACCCAGAUCGAUAGACAGUUAUUAUUAACUUAUUUAUUCAAAGUAAACAAUACAAUAGUAUCUGUCAAAAAUAAUAACUAGCACUGUCAUUAAAUAAGAACACGUUUUUACAACAUCUUGUUCUAAUAUAAACACUAAAUCUU
Messenger RNA from Bicyclus anynana (squinting bush brown), 3505 nucleotides. Its product is annotated as cytochrome P450 4g15. The transcript has 12 exons. NCBI's taxonomy places the organism in Eukaryota, Metazoa, Arthropoda, Insecta, Lepidoptera, Nymphalidae. The record is from RefSeq and is a predicted model, not a curated record. The coding region runs from base 132 to 1820 and encodes 562 amino acids. Gene Ontology annotation, molecular function: heme binding; iron ion binding; monooxygenase activity.